This is a messenger RNA of Drechmeria coniospora, 795 nucleotides long. RefSeq lists its product as uncharacterized. The record is from RefSeq and is a predicted model, not a curated record. Gene Ontology annotation, biological process: pentose-phosphate shunt; carbohydrate metabolic process. The transcript has a single exon. Gene Ontology annotation, molecular function: 6-phosphogluconolactonase activity. NCBI's taxonomy places the organism in Eukaryota, Fungi, Ascomycota, Sordariomycetes, Hypocreales, Ophiocordycipitaceae. Bases 1 to 795 code for a protein of 264 amino acids.
AUGCCCAAGACGCAGCCCAACCUCUUCGCCUUCCCGGCCGUCGAUGACGUGGCGGCCGCCCUGCGAUCCUACAUCCUCCAGAGCCAGGCGGCCGGCAUCACGCGCCACGGCUCCUUCAAGGUGGCCGUCUCGGGCGGCUCCCUCCCCAAGACGCUCGCGGCGGCGCUGCUCGCACAGCCGAGCUCGGAGAGGAACGCGCACGGGGUGAUUGACUUCUCCAAGUGGGAAAUCUUCUUCGCCGACGAGCGUGCCGUGCCCCUCGACGACGCAGACUCCAACUACGCCCUGCUCAAGGCCGAGCUGCUCGACAAGAUCCCCGCCGACCAGGGCAAGCCGACGGUGCACACGCUCGACGCCGCCCACCUCGACGACAUCCAGGAGCUCGCCGACCAGUACGAGCACACGCUCGUCUCGAGCUUCGCGAGCCGCGACUCGGUGCGCCUUCCCAUCUUCGACCUCCUGCUACUCGGCUGCGGGCCCGACGGCCACACCUGCUCCCUCUUCCCCGGCCAUCCCUUGCUGCGCGAGACGAGCGCGUGGGUGGCGCCCAUCGAAGACUCGCCCAAGCCGCCGCGCCGCCGCAUCACCCUCACCAUGCCCGUCAUCACCCACGCCGUCCGCAUCGCCUUUGUCGCCACGGGCGCGAGCAAGAAGGACGUCAUGAAGCAGAUCUUCGACACGCCCGACGGCCUGCCCUGCGCCCUCGUCAACGAGGCCGCCGGCGACCGCUGCAGCUGGUUCGUCGACGAGGCCGCCGUCGAGGGUGUGAGCUUCCCCCGCCGGGCCUUCCUGUAG